This is a messenger RNA of Phalaenopsis equestris, 2196 nucleotides long. RefSeq names its product serine/threonine-protein kinase 26-like. Gene Ontology annotation, biological process: protein phosphorylation. NCBI's taxonomy places the organism in Eukaryota, Viridiplantae, Streptophyta, Magnoliopsida, Asparagales, Orchidaceae. The coding region runs from base 424 to 2115 and encodes 563 amino acids. The transcript has 18 exons. The record is from RefSeq and is a predicted model, not a curated record. Gene Ontology annotation, molecular function: protein kinase activity; ATP binding.
AUGUGAGAAAAAUUGACACAAAUUUCUUCAUUUCAUUCCAUCAAAACUCAUUCUUUCAUUCCUCCCAAGGGAAGAAAGCGAAGAUUUACAUCUCCGUCGUCAUCCGGAUGAGAUCGACCUCUGCCCCGCCUCUCUGGUGACAGCUAAAACCCUCAAAAUCCCCUUUUCACUCCAUUUCAAUCUCGCGACAGCGAUUUGUAGUGUCACCUCGCGAUCGAUCUGUUCAUUUUUUUGUCUUUGCGUCUAAGUUACGGCGGCGAGUUCUUCCACUCGGUCUUGGUCGUACCGUCAUCGCCAAGGUUUUGGUCGGCAGGAUCAAAUCAGAUGGGAUUGUUGGCAAUGGGUCUGCCUUUAGAGUGCGGAUUAUGAACGCUUUGAAGUGGGGUUUCGUUUCCCGUCGUCCUCUGGGUUUCUGUAAGAAAGAUGUCGGAUUCGUCAGCUUUGGUCGCUGCUAUCGAGGCGAGGUUCAGCAAUUUAGAGCUGAUCGGGAGGGGCUCCUUUGGAGAUGUUUUCAAGGGGUUUGACAAGGAGCUCAAUAAGGAAGUUGCCAUCAAAGUUAUUGAUCUGGAAGAAGCAGAGGAUGAUAUUGAAGACAUUCAAAAGGAAAUUUCAGUUUUGUCACAGUGUCGCUCUCCAUAUAUAACUGACUAUUAUGGUUCUUAUCUCCAUCAAACAAAACUAUGGAUAGUUAUGGAGUACAUGGCGGGUGGUUCUGUUGCUGAUUUGCUUCAAACUGGUCCUCCAUUGGAUGAAAUGUCAAUAGCAUGCAUUUUACGAGACUUGCUGCAUGCAAUUGAUUAUCUUCACAGUGAAGGAAAAAUUCACAGAGAUAUCAAAGCUGCAAAUAUUUUGUUGACUGAAAGUGGAGAUGUGAAGGUGGCAGAUUUUGGCGUUUCUGCUCAACUAACAAAGACAAUUUCUAGGCGCAAGACUUUUGUUGGAACUCCCUUUUGGAUGGCUCCUGAGGUUAUUCAGAAUUCAGAAGGAUAUAAUGAAAAGGCAGAUAUUUGGUCCUUAGGUAUAACUGCUAUAGAAAUUGCUAAAGGAGAACCGCCUUUAGCAGAUAUGCAUCCAAUGAGGGUUCUAUUUAUGAUACCACGGGAAAAUCCCCCUCAGUUGGAUGAGCAUUUCUCACGACCUUUAAAAGAAUUUGUCUCAUCAUGUUUGAAAAAAGCACCUAAUGAGAGGCCAAGUGCUAAGGAACUACUGAAACACCGAUUCAUCAGGAGUGCUCGAAAAAGCCCCAAGCUUCUUGAAAGAAUAAGAGAACGGCCAAAGUUCCCCCUGAAAGGCAAGUUGGGAACUCAAAAGAAUGGCCCCGUUCAAUAUGAUGAAGGAACUGGCACUCUCAAGGCGGUCAGAGAUUCAAGAGAUGAAACAAUAAGAUCAAGUCACGUGAAAGUUUCAAAGAACAUUGGUGGAGAUUCUAGCAAGGAUGUAUUACAGGGUACAGGAACAGGCACUGUCAAAGCAGUCAGAGAUUCAAGAGACGAAAAUGCACAACAAAGUCAAUGGAGAGCGUCAAAGAGCAUUGACUGGGAUUCACAAGUGGGUACAGGGACUGUUCGCAGUGCUGUAAAAUCAUUCCAGGAAUCCCCGGUCAGAGAGAAGAGAUCUGAGGUUCAAAUUGCUUCCCACCUCUCACAAAAGGCUGUGGAUAAAGAGAAACAAAAGUUUCCAUCAUCAAUAAGUUCAUUUAAUGAGCAAAACUCAGAGAAUUCAUUCCUUAAGGAUGAAGAACUAAAAGUUGAAAGACAGGAAAUGACUACUGAAGAUGUUUAUCAAGACGGGUCUGGAACUGUUGUGAUCCGAAAUCCAAGAGCAAGUUUGAUACAUUCAGCACUGAACCGUUUGAGCUCCAAGCCUAUGAGCAGACAUGGUUCUUUUGAGGAAGUUUCUAGCAGUGGCACAGUUGUUCUUCGCAGUCAACAUGAUGAAGCAGACACGUCUCAGAGUUCAAAAUCUAGAUUGGGAAUCCAAGAGAAAACUUCAGCUGCCCCACCUGAAGAUAGUGCAACUAACCUUGCGGAGGCAAAGGCUGCAUUGCAAGCAGGUGUAAAAAAGGGAAGUUCUCGGCCUGUAGCCAAAUCUUUCAAGUAUGUAAUAGUUAAAUGAGAUCCUUCUGAAAUCUCAGAUGUUCAAAAAGCAUCUUCAAAAUUACGGCACAGUGAUGGUGAUGGAAGUGCACAGGCUUCU